AUGUUUUGUCGAUUGACAAAGACCGUGCCUAAACAGUGUUUGGUGUAUUUUACCAUCGACGACACCACUGCUGUUGUGCCAACUAAGAAAAUUAUUAUGGUCGAAGGUGCAAGGCCAAUCACCAAGGGAGAGAAAGUUAUGGUAACCUGGAAUGGACAAGGGCAUGAAGCCUAUAUUUUGGAACUUUCUGGUAAGCACAAAGCCAUACUUUUUUAUAUACGUACCUACGCACAAUGAAUUCGAUUCAGCAUUUUACAUAUAUGCACUCGAGCCCAUAGCUUACGCUAGCUAGGCUCAUGAGUUACAGUUUACUUACUUUUAUUAUAUAUAAAGUAGUGCUUUAUAGAGAUUUCGAGCACUGAUAAAAGUGAUAAUCUCACAUGUGAAAUUAUUCAUGAUAAUCUCAUAUGUAAAAAUUAUCGGUUUUCAAUUAUUGCUUUUCUGUAAAAUUGUCGCUUUUCAAAGACUGUCCUUUAUAUAAUAAACAUGGUUGUGGCAUUAUUCUUGGUGGUGAUUUCAAUCAUCUAAACAUUAACCGUAUUUUAUAUCAGUUUAAAAUGAAGCAGCUUGUCAAGAUCAAUACCAGAGGCAAUAAUAUAUUGGACCUAAUCAUAACUAACAUUCCCCAAUAUUAUGAAAAGGAUAAUCUACAAUCUUUUCCCCCUUUCGGAUUGUCGGAUCACAAUGUCUUGUUGUUAACCCCAAAGGAUAGACCUACUUCUGCCAACCGUAGAAAAACGAUUUUAAAGAGAAAUUUAAGUGUAGCUCGGAAAAAUGAACUUGGUCGAUAUUUGAGCUCAAUAAACUAGGACAUAGUAGAUUCAGGAAAAACCUGUGAAGAAAAACUCUCUUUUCUAGAGGACAUUAUCAAAAUCGGAUUGGAUUUUAUUAUGCCAAUUGGUAAAGUGAAGGUUCAUCCUAAGAAUGCCCCCUGGGUCACACCUAAUUUUGUUUACUUAAUCAAAUGUAGACAAAAGGCUUUUAGAGACCAGGACAAUACCUCUUUCCGACAUUAUCGCAAUCUCGUAAACCAAGAGAGGAAAAAAUUACGGGGUAACUAUUUUUCCUGUAAAGUUAGGAAUCUUAAGAAUGCAAAGCCAUCUGCCUGGUGGAAGGAAUUGAAACAACUGUCUGGUAUGCAAACCCCUACACAAUCCGAGAAUUUUAUUUCUCAAUUACAUAUUGACAACAUCGAUAAAGAGAAUUUAUUGGAUAUUGCAAACAGAAUCAAUUCAGCGUUUGUGGAACCUAUGCAAGAAUAUCAACCUCUCCAAUAUAUAUGCUAUACCACUGACUAUGAGUUCACAAAUGACUAUGAGUUCACAAAUAUUACAGAAUUCUCAACAUAUAACAUCCUCAAAAAACUUAAUGCUCGGAAAGCCACUGGCCCCGAUGGAAUUUCCAACUGGAUCCUAAAAGAUUAUGCUGAAAUCCUUGCAAAACCUGUUUGCUCUGUCUUAAGUAGCUCAUAUAAGGAGCAGAGGUUACCAUCAUCGUGGAAAUAUGCAGAUGUCACUCCACUUCCGAAACAAAAGCCAAUUAUGGAUAUAAACAAACACUUGCGACCAAUUUCCUUAACAUCUUGCAUUUCCAAAGUUGGUGAAGAAUUUAUCGUUUCCAACUACAUAGCACCUGCAAUCCUGAAAAUCAUUGAUCCCAACCAAUAUGGUGCUAUUCCAAAAUCAUCAACCACCCAAGCCUUAAUCUCGAUGAUUCAUCAAUGGUCCAAAGCUACGGACAGUUCAGGCGCUGCAGUAAGAGUCAUAUUAUAUGACUAUAGAAAGGCUUUUGAUCUUAUCGAUCAUAACAUUCUAAUCAAGAAAAUUAAUGAUCUACCAAUCCCCCGUAAAGUUGCUUGCUGGGUUGUAGACUUCCUAAUGAAUAGAUUCCAAAGGGUCAAAUUGUCUAAUGUUUAUUCAGACUGGGAAAGAGUACCAUCUGGAGUGCCUCAAGGCACAAAACUAGGCCCUUGGAUAUUCUUAUUAAUGAUAAAUGACCUCCGGCUAGAUGGCAUAGAUACAUGGAAAUACAUCGACGACACCUCUACAUCAGAGAUUAUUCAAAAAGGCACGGAUAGUAAUAUCCAACUUAGUUCCUCUGAACUCCAGGAGUGGUCUUUACAAAAUAGAUUCCAAUUAAAUUCAAGCAAGUGCAAAGAAUUAAGAAUUGACUUCAAACGGGAAAAGCAACAAUUUAAUCCUGUUAUGUUUGACCACUUCAACCGGUUGAAGUGGUCAAACAUGCUAAACUACUGGGUCUUACUAUUUCCAGCUCCUUGAAAUGGAACAUGCACAUCGAGGAUACCAUAAAGAAAGCGAACAAACGUUUGUAUUGCUUAGUACAAUUGAAACGAGCAAAAGUCCCAGAAAAAGAAAUUGUGCAAUUUUACUGUACUUGUAUUAGGCCCGUAUUGGAAUAUGCAGUGCCAGUCUUCCAUCACUCUCUACCACAGUAUCUGGCAGAUGAUUUAGAACGUGUCCAGCAAAGAUCAGUGGGAAUUAUAUUUAAAUGCGAAAAGUAUAAUAAAUGCUUAGAGUAUUCUGGCCUAGAAACUUUAGUCAAUCGAAGGCAAAUGUUAUGUUUGAAGCUGUUUGAUUCGAUAACAUCAAACUCAGAACACAAACUUUAUAAACUUUUACCCCCAAAGAAGAAGCAGACAUAUAAUCUGAGACACAAACGUUCCUUUAGUUCUCUUUUAGCACGUACUAAGCGUUUCAAGAACACUUUUAUACCACAUAUGUUAAAUAGUAAAUAAUGUCAAUUGCACCUUGUAUCCUGUCACCAAUUGUAAAUAUUUAUAUAACCUACACCAUUCUUGUACAUAUUACGUAAACAUCUACGCAAUUCAGCUUCAGCUGCAAAGUAGUUUUAAUAAACAUCUAUCUAUCUAUCUAUCUACUUCUGACAAAAAUUAAGUAAAGUGCCAUGUUAUAUGGUUACUCACUGUAUUGAUACUUGAAUGUUGUCUCGCGUAUUCAAAAAUCAAUUGUUUCAAUAUACUAAUGGAAUAUCAUUCUAAGGGGUAUUGGACACUACUAGAAGGGGGGCACACCCCCUGCACCUUUCCCAGUGGAAAAAUAUUUGUUAUUAUUUAGAAAUUCUGUAACCAUUAUUAUAUAGGCUACAGUAAUUGGUGUUGGGAAGGCUCCUCGACCGCCACUCUCCCCAGUAGGAAAUAUACCAUUGCCUACGACUGCAAGUACACCUGCAAUGGAAGAAAAUCUCCAUCCGACAAUACCAUCUACACCAAAUGCCAGCAACACUCUCUGUGGUGUACAAAAUAUCGCUCUUGGUGGGAUAACCAACGCUAGCCAAGAUCUGAUAGUCCCUUCGACACCAGAUGUCCGCAACUACACUCUUCUUGAUUUGGACAGUAUCGUUAGCGAAGAUCUGGCUCCUUUAAUGACGACACCAAGUAUUGCUCAUGGUGGGAUAACGAAUGCUAGCGAAGAACUGAUAGUGCCUUCGACACCAAAUGCCAGCAACUGCACUCUCUCUGAUUUGGACAGCAUCGUUCCUGGUGGUACUCCUGUCACGACGAACUACUGCACAUAUCGUAAUUUGGACGUUCCCCAGUUCUUAUCUUCCUCUUUUUCAGAUCCACUUCUGUAUCCCUCAUCAUCCAAUAAUCCUGUUCCUUUCAAACAAAAUCGAAGCGAUCCUAGAAUCGACGAAAUCAUGAAUAACUAAAAAAUGAUCAUGAGCAGCCUGAACUCGUUGACUGGACUUGUGAAGCAGUUAAUCCAGCAGCAACAUACCAACAUUCUGCUACGCCGUAAUGAAAUUGUUGGCGACGGUGGUCAAGUUGUUGCCACUGUUGGUACAUCAUACCAGGAAUCGGAAGAAGAUAACAAUAUUUUGCCAUCAACUGUCCCCGAAAACUCUGCAACCGACAUGCCAUUAUCCCAACCGCCGCCAUCGUCAGACUUAGUAAGCAAUGACGAAUUGGCAGCAAUCAAACUUAAAAGCUCUGGCCCAACAGCUUUCGCCGGUGUUUUAUUCAGAAAUCUAUUCACUUUGGGCGAAAUGAAAGGACGAAAUUGUCGUGGUUUGGCGAAGAAAGGAAAGCUUAACGAAGAAAAACUCAACAAAAUACAGGAAUAUGUGUACAAAUACUAUCCGGAUACGCCUGAGCAGUUAAGUCUUACAUGGGCACAUUGUACCCAAACCAUUGACUCCUAUAUAAGAAAUGAGCAGCACAAAGCUAAAAACAUUUAA
This is a messenger RNA of Paramuricea clavata, 4218 nucleotides long. The record is from the annotation of a GenBank genome assembly. Lineage: Eukaryota; Metazoa; Cnidaria; Anthozoa; Malacalcyonacea; Plexauridae.